Pseudonaja textilis is the source of this 2970-nucleotide messenger RNA. NCBI's taxonomy places the organism in Eukaryota, Metazoa, Chordata, Lepidosauria, Squamata, Elapidae. The record is from RefSeq and is a predicted model, not a curated record.
GACGCCUACACGCGUACAGAGUUUAUAUACUCUGCCUGCACAAGCGGGGGAACCCUGAACAAUGGAUGCUCAAGAAAGAGCAGCCCAACUGGAGAUUUCCACCCGAAACCCUCAAGAGGACUUUGAACUUUUGCAGCGUGUUGGCGGAGGGACCUAUGGGGAAGUCUAUAAGGCAAGGAAGAGAGAGUCGGGAAAACUGUCUGCCAUCAAAAUUGUAAAAAUGGAAGCAGAUGAUGAUUGCGUGGCUAUCCAACAAGAGAUCGUGAUGGUGAAAACCUGCAAACAUCCGAACAUCGUCGCGUACUACGGGAGUUACAUCCGGUUUAAGAAGCUGUGGAUUUGCAUGGAAUUCUGCGCAGGAGGAUCCCUCCAGGACAUCUAUCAAGUCACGGGCCCCUUGUCGGAGCUACAGAUUGCCUAUAUCUGCCGGGAAACCUUACAAGGUUUGUCUUAUCUUCACAAACAAGGCAAGAUCCAUCGAGAUAUAAAGGGAGCUAACAUUCUUCUCAACGACCACGGGGAAGUAAAACUGGCGGAUUUUGGAAUCUCCGCUCAACUGAGUGCCACCUUUGCCCGCCGGAUGUCCUUCAUUGGAACUCCUUACUGGAUGGCCCCAGAAGUGGCGGCGGUGGAACUGAAAGGGGGCUACAACGAGCUGUGUGACGUGUGGUCGGUGGGCAUCACGGCCAUUGAGAUGGCUGAGCUGCAGCCCCCCAUGUUUGAUAUGCAUCCUUUGCGGGUGCUGGUGUUGAUGACCAAGAGUGGCUACCAGCCUCCAAAGCUGAAGGAGAAAGCCCGCUGGUCCCCCGCCUUCCACAACUUUGUCAAGGUGACGCUAACUAAAAGCCCCAAGAAACGGCCCAGUGCCUCCAAGAUGCUCACGCACCAGUUUGUAGCCCAGGCAGGGCUCACGCAGAGGCUGACCCUUGACCUCUUGGAGAAAGUACACAACCCUGACCAGCUCCCCAGAGGUGAGGCCGAAGAAGAGGAACAAGAGUUGCCUCCCCCUCCGGUGCCGCGAAGGAUUCGCUCCAGCCAGCGGCAGGGCGUGACUUCUCCAGGAUACGCUGGGGCCCAAGAACAUAAUUUCAGCCCUACCUUACGAAGAAGACAAACUCUGGGAUCUUCAAGCUCUAUGGAGAUCAUGCUAGAUCCAGGCUACAGUACGAUGGACAAACUUGGUGGUGAAUUCAGCAGCGGGAAGAGUGUAACCGAUUCGGACGACUACGAUGACGUGGAUAUCCCCAGCAGACCAGACCUAAUCAGGGAUGCUCAGCCUGUCGAUCUUCCACCCCCUCUACCUCCCAAGGUAAACCCUCUGUGGGAGCAAAGUAAGUUUGCAACUCCCCUUCCUCUGCCCUUGCAGGUGGAGAUACACCAAGGUGAGUCCCAUUCCUCCAGUGGGCAGCCGUGGUCUAGGGCUCCCUUGCUCCUACCCGCGUUCUUCCAUGGGGUUCCAGAACUGCGUUCGGAUCCCUUAGAUGAGAUGCCGCCCAGCCUUCCUCCUAAGAUGGAGAGGAGACUGAAACUGGACAGGGCCCUCUUCAAGAAAGUCUUCAACGAGUGUCCCUUGCGCCUCACCUCGGCCACCGCCUGGACCCAUCCGCACACCAAUGAGCUGCACUUAAUUCUGGGGGCUGAAGAAGGAAUCUUCGCCUUGAACCGGAAGGAGGCAGAACCCGCUCUAGAACUGCUUUAUCACAGCCGAACGACGUGGGUCUAUUGCAUGGGGAACGUUCUCAUGUCACUUUCAGGCAAGGUACCCCAACUCUUUUCCCACAAUUUACUCAGUCUGCACGAGCAGAGCAAGAGAGACCAGCGCCUGGGAGUAUCCCUUUCGCCACACCGACUAUUACCCAGGAAAAACAUCAUCACCACCAAGAUCCCCGACACGAAGGGAUGCCAGAAAUGUUGCACAGCCAAGAACACCCAGAACAGUUGCCACUUCCUCUGUGGAGCCUUGGAGGCAGGGGUUGUUCUCCUCCAAUGGUAUGAACCCAUGCAGAAAUUUAUGCUGGUCAAGUACUUUGAUUUCCCCCUGCCUCCCUCGCUGCCUAUCUUCGAGAUGCUGAUAAACCCCGAUGAGGAAUAUCCGGUGGUCUGCAUUGGUGUGAGCAAGGGCCCCCCGGGACAAGCUGUGCAGUUCCAAGUCAUUAACCUCAAUUCCUUAACCUCCUGGUUUAUCAGCGACAAAAGCGAACCUUCCUGCUGUGGCUUCGUCCAGGUGACUCAGUUGGAUAACAAGACAGUGAUGGUUUUGAUGGAUGGAUGCAUCCAGUUUGUCAGUCCCCAAGGAGCAUUGCUUGGAUCUCCACCAAAACUCACCUUCGACGUAGCUGUGGAAUCAGUCGCACUGGUGCAGAACUGCGUGCAUGCAUUUUGGCGCCAUGGUGUGCAGACACGGCCGCUUGGAUCAGGGCAGGUAGCACAGAAGCUGCAGGAUCAGCGGUGGACCUUCCGCCUACUGGGAGCCUCCAGCACCAUUGUGUUAGAGACGCGACCAGUGAAUAAUCCGAAUUCCACCAGCAAUCUCUAUGUGCCGGAAUGAUGACGGUUCAACGUCAACCUGCAGGUUGCUCAGACUGACCAUUUCCCAACCUCCGGAACUGAUUCCUCAAAGAAGAACGGAUGACGGGGAAAAGGACUCCACCUUCAGGGCUGCCCAGGAAACUGGCAAGACAGGGCUGGAAGCGGGAAAUUGUCCAGCCCAACUCCUCGGUAGCUUCGCCCCGAAGCACCAAGGGACACCAAUGCCUUCGUUUUAUGCUUCUUCUCCUUACAUAUGUUCAGUUUUUGUUUCCCAUAUGUACCUUCUCCCCUGAAAGAUGUAUCUCGGUGUGCAUGUAUGUAUAUGUGAAUGCAACCAAAAGCAGGAUGUGGCUAAGUUGUGUAUGGCCAGAUCCUGCCUUAGUGGUUACCCCCCCCCAGGCUGUUGUGGGUGCCCCAUCACUGGAGGCUUCCAAGAAGAGA